GGGGCGGGGCUCGGCGGGCGGACUCGGCCGUUCUCCCGCCGGCUGCGCGGCGCCGGCUCCUCGUCCUCCCGGGCUCGGCCGCCGGGGUCGGGCUGCUCGUCCUCCCAGGCGCGGGCCGGGCUCGGCCGCCGGGUCGGCGGGUCUGCGGUCCGCGCGAGCGUCCGUCCUGGGCGGCCCGGCCGCGGCUCCGGGAAGCGCGGUGGGAGCGCGGGGCGCCCGGCGCCGCUGCGCGCAUGGCGGCCAUCCAGGCGCUGCAGCAGUGGUGCCGGCAGCAGUGCGAGGGCUACCGGGACGUGAGCAUCACCAACAUGACCACGUCGUUCCGCGACGGCCUGGCCUUCUGCGCCAUCCUGCACCGCCACCGGCCCGACCUCAUAAACUUCGAUGCUCUCAGGAAGGAAAACAUUUACGAGAACAACAAACUGGCCUUCCGCGUGGCAGAGGAGCAGUUGGGCAUCCCGGCCCUGCUGGAUGCCGAGGACAUGGUGGCCCUGAAGGUGCCCGACCGGCUGAGCAUCCUGACCUACGUGUCUCAAUACUACAAUUACUUCCACGGGCGCUCCCCCAUUGGGGGCAUGGCCGGUGUGAAGAGGCCUCCAUCUGGCUCUGAUGAGGAACCGAAGGGGAAGAAGGCCCCGUCCCAGCCCGCCAGGCCCUCGCCCACCCCAGCCUGGGGGCAGCCGCUGUCUCCAGUUCGUACAAACCCCAUCGUCCAGCAGAAGGAUGGCGGUGCCAAGGGGACCCCCCCAAAGGCUGGCCAGGCCUCGGUGGGCAGCUCCGUCAGCAGCAUCUGUGGGGUCUGCGGCCAGUACGUGCACCUCGUGCAGCGACACCUGGCUGACGGGAAGCUCUACCAUCGUAGCUGCUUCAGGUGUCAGCAGUGCUCCAACACGCUGCACUCGGGGGCCUACAGGGCCACAGGAGAGCCCAGCGUCUUCGUCUGCUCCAGCCAUCAGCCCAAAGCCCCCUCUGCUAGCCCCAAGUUGCCGGGCUGGGCCCCCAGACCGCCAGGGGCCACCCCUGUGGACUCCAAGCCCCCCAGCGCCCCGCGGAAGGCCCAGGAGGCGAGCGGGCAGAAGGAGGCGGAGCCUAAGGCCAGGCCAGCAACCUGGGAGCCUGUGGUGGGCAACUCGACUGCCAAAGGUUUCGCUCCAGCCGCAGCUGACCCUCCGGCCACCACCUCCUCCCACGCCCCGGGGGGGAGCCCAGCCGGGUCCCGGCCCUCAGCAGGCCUGCUGGGCGGCAAAGCCAGCACGCGCGUGACCAACAGCUCCCCGACAGGGUGGUCAUCGCCGGCACGGGGCCCGGUGACCGUCAGCCCCCGUCCUGCCCCGACCUCGAGUGCCCCGGACCCUCGCUCGGCCACCCCACCAAGCCGGGCAACCCCCCACGUGGCAGCCCCCCAGACCAAGCUCAGUUCCAGCCCAGCAUCUCCGGGCCCCGCGGAGGCCCCUGCCUGGACCCCGGCAGCCUCCAGGACCCAGCAGGCCCGGGAGCGCUUCUUCCAGGCGCCUGGAGCCGCGCCCAGCCCCGGCCCCGCUGCCAGGGCCCCGGCUCCCGCGGCCACGCCGCCUGGGGACAGCAGCAGGGAGCAGGCGCGGAGCUUCCUCCGGAAGACCCUGCCGGGGCUCGGGGAGGCUGGCACCCCGGCACCCCGCAGGCCCUCCCCAACUACCUCCCCUGCUCUGAAUUCCCAUCCCAGAACUGAAGGACCACGAGCAAGUCCAUCCACCAAGCUGUCACCAUCACCAUCUCCUCAGGUCCACCCCCCUUCAAGGACUGAGCCGCCAGCCCCCCUGAGUGUGAGCACCACCUCAUGGGCAUCGACGCCGCCCCAGCUGGGCAGGAAGAGCUCAGCUGUGUCCUCAGAGGUCAGCAGGGUGGGUGCUGGCUCCAGGCUGAAGCCGGAGGCCCCACCGGCAAAGGGCCCGAGUGCCAGCCCCCAGGAAGGCCAGGAGGAUGGGCCGGCAGGAUGGAGGGCCCGCCUGAAGCCCGUGGAGAAGAAGGACCGCACUGAGAGGGCCCUGGAGCCAAAGGAGCCUCGGGUCCCAGGGGAGCCUCUGGUGGGCAAUGCCCCCCGGAAGGUCUCUGGUGGCUCAGAGGGGGGCGUCCGCAUCACCCUGACCCCUGUGCAGCCUCAAAGGACGCCGAGCCCGCCCCGCCCCGGACCUGGCCUCUCAGCUGCAUCCCCCUCCCUGUCCCCGUCCCCGUCCCGACGCAGGAAGCUGGCCGUCCCUGCCAGCCUGGACGUUUCUGACAACUGGCUUCGGCCCGAGCCGUCGGGGCAGGAAGGCCCAGCCUGGAGCCAGAAGGAGGAGGAGAAGCCCCCUCACAGCAAACCAGGGAGGCCCCCGGCUCCGGCGAGUGUCUCCGCUCCACAUGGCAAGGCAGUGACCUCCCCCGUCAGGCUGCACCCUGACUUCGUGCCCCCGGAAGAGAUCCAGCGGCAGGUGCAGGACAUUGAGCGGCAGCUGGACGCCCUGGAGCUCAGGGGCGUGGAGCUGGAGAAGCGCCUGCGGGCCGCCGAGGGGGACGCCUCGGAGGACGCGCUCAUGGUGGACUGGUUCCGGCUCAUUCACGAGAAGCAGCUGCUGCUGCGGCUGGAGUCAGAGCUGAUGUACAAGGCCAGGGAGCAGCGCCUGGAGGAGCAGCAGCUGGACAUCGAGGGGGAGCUGCGCCGGCUGAUGGCCAAGCCCGAGGGUCUGAAGUCACCCCAGGACCGGCGACGGGAGCAGGAGCUGCUGAACCAGUACGUGGACACGGUGAAUGACCGCAGCGACAUCAUUGACUCCCUGGACGAGGACCGGCUCAGAGAGCGGGAGGAGGACGAGGUGCUCCAGAACAUGAUCCAGAAGCUGGACCUGCAGAGAAGCGGCGGGUCCCAGAGGAAGAAACCGAGGUUCCGUCUGUCCAGCAUCUGGUCCCCGAGGAGCAGAAGCAGGACCCCCGAGUGAGCCGCCGCAGGACCCCCGCCUGGCUGAGCAGGGCGCACCGAGGGGCGGGGCCGGGCCGUGGGGACCGCACACCCUCUCUGCGGGCCCGAGUGGCCCUAAUAAAGAGACUCUGCUCGUG
Equus quagga is the source of this 3072-nucleotide messenger RNA. It is a transcript of the gene MICALL2, whose product is annotated as MICAL like 2. Gene Ontology annotation, molecular function: protein binding. Bases 234 to 2954 code for a protein of 906 amino acids. NCBI's taxonomy places the organism in Eukaryota, Metazoa, Chordata, Mammalia, Perissodactyla, Equidae. The transcript has 17 exons. The record is from RefSeq and is a predicted model, not a curated record.